UUUGCUCAUAUCAAGACCUCCAGUGAAUUAGUGUACAAUAAAACAUCAUCGUUGAUAACGAGACUCUGGCUCUUCUUAAAUCGAGUGACUAUAUAACAGACGUGCGACCAGAGCUCUGUGGCUGGACUUGCGCAUCCACUUGUUGAGUUCACAAUAGUUCACCGGCGUCGCUCUAUUUAAAGAGGCAACAACAUGGCACGCGGUCUGGUCAGACGGGAGUCGUUGGAAACGGAGAUGCAGAAGUCCGGAGACAAAAGUAAAACCUUCGUGUACACCAAGAAGAGGGGCUACGAUGUCACCCGAAACCCUCACCUCAAUAAGGGCAUGGCUUUCUCCCUGGAGGAACGUCUCCAGCUGGGUAUCCAUGGCCUGCUGCCUCCCUGCUUUAUCAGCCAGGACGUCCAGCUGCUCCGAGUGCUCAAGAACUAUGAAAUGAAGAGAGACGAUUUGGACAGAUAUGUGUUCCUGAUGGGACUCCAGGACCGCAGCGAGAAGCUUUUCUAUCGGGUGCUGUCGUCAGACAUUGAAAAGUUUAUGCCCAUCAUUUACACCCCCACUGUAGGCCUGGCCUGCCAGCAGUAUGGCCUGAUAUUUAGAAGACCGAGGGGGCUGUUCAUCACCAUUCAUGACCGUGGCCACAUUGCUUCGUUGCUCCAGAACUGGCCAGAAAAAGACAUCAGGGCGGUGUGUGUGACGGAUGGAGAGAGGAUCCUGGGAUUGGGAGACCUGGGCUGCCAUGGCAUGGGCAUCCCAGUGGGCAAGCUGGCCCUCUACACAGCUUGUGGAGGUAUGCCACCACAGCAGUGCCUGCCUGUCAUGCUGGACGUGGGCACAGACAAUGAGGCACUGCUGAAGGACCCUCUCUACAUUGGGCUGAGGCAUAAGAGAAUCCGAGGCCAGGCCUAUGACGACCUGCUGGAUGAAUUUAUGAAGGCUGUGUCGGACAGGUAUGGAAUGGACUGUCUGAUUCAGUUUGAGGACUUUGCAAACAUUAAUGCUUUCCGUCUGCUGAGCAAGUACCGCAACAAAUACUGCACAUUCAACGAUGACAUCCAAGGUACUGCUGCUGUGGCAGUAGCUGGACUCCUGGCCUCUCUCCGCAUCACCAAAAGCAAAAUGUAUGACCACACAAUCGUGUUCCAGGGUGCAGGGGAGGCAGCGAUGGGGAUUGCUGAGCUGAUCACCAUGGCAAUGGAGAAGGAAGGACUCGCUAAGGAAGAGUGCUUGAAAAAGAUCUGGAUGGUCGAUUCCAAGGGUCUCAUUGUCAAGGGUCGGGACCACCUGACUCAUGAAAAGGAGAGGUUUGCUCACGAGCACCUACAGAUGAAGAAACUGGAGGAUGUAGUUCGGGAACUGAAACCCACAGCUAUCAUUGGUGUGGCAGCUGUUGCUGGAGCAUUCUCUGAACAAAUCAUCAGGGACAUGGCUUCUUUCAAUGAACGCCCAAUCAUCUUCGCCCUCAGCAACCCGACCAGCAAAGCCGAAUGCACUGCUGAACAAUGUUACACAUUUACAGAGGGGCGGGGCAUCUUUGCCAGUGGCAGUCCAUUUGACCCCGUCACCCUGCCUGAUGGGAGGACCUUCCAUCCUGGUCAGGGAAACAACGCCUACAUCUUCCCAGGUGUGGGCCUGGGUGUCACAGCUUGCGCUAUCCAACAUAUUAGUGAAGAAAUCUUCCUUGUUGCAGCAGAGGCUCUUGCUCACCUGGUGACAGAGGAAGACCUGGCAGAGGGAAGACUGUAUCCUCCUCUCAGCUCUAUCAGGGAUGUCUCCCUCAAACUGGCUGUCAAGAUCAUGGAGUACGCCUACAAGCACAGCAUGGCCACGCAUCGCCCAGAACCGUCCGACAAAGAAUCAUACGUGCGCUCACUCACUUACAGCACUGACUAUGAUGAGUUUGCUGUGGACUCAUACCGCUGGCCAGAGGACAGUAUGACUGUGCAGUCAUGCAAACUUUAAUGCACUGGACAGAGAAGAGACAGCGACUAACGACGUGCAAUAUCAUCACGAGCAGUGAUGGAAUAUGAAAGGCUGUGUGUAGAAUUUUCUCAUUAAUAUAUUACUGUGAAAUGAAUGCUGACAAUACAAGAAUUUACUGGAAGCACAAGAAGCCACACUAUUACUGGUGAUAUUUCAUACUUCUUGUGGGUUUACUAAGAGUCACUGGGCUUUGCUUAUUGUUAUCACCUCCUUCACUCCAAAGGUAGCAUGGUAGUUAGAGUUAAAAGUUUAUAAAGUAAAGAUGAGAGGGAGGCUAAUGGAAUGUGAAACAGAUAGUUUAUGAAAUGUAUAAAAUAUUGCACUAAUGGUUGUUAUCUCAUUAUAUUUUACAAUAAUAUAUUUAGGGGAAAAAUCUUUCACAGGUUACUUUUAAUUGUACUGUACUAGGGAGUUGCUUUAUGACUGUGUCAGCUACAAUCCAAAAACUCUUUGUCAAAUAAAAAUGAUUUUUGAUUAA
This is a messenger RNA of Lates calcarifer (barramundi perch), 2458 nucleotides long. It is a transcript of the gene me1, whose product is annotated as malic enzyme 1, NADP(+)-dependent, cytosolic. The transcript is spliced from 14 exons. Bases 193 to 1959 code for a protein of 588 amino acids. The record is from RefSeq and is a predicted model, not a curated record. Gene Ontology annotation, biological process: malate metabolic process; pyruvate metabolic process. Gene Ontology annotation, cellular component: mitochondrion. Gene Ontology annotation, molecular function: malate dehydrogenase (decarboxylating) (NADP+) activity; NAD binding; malate dehydrogenase (decarboxylating) (NAD+) activity. NCBI's taxonomy places the organism in Eukaryota, Metazoa, Chordata, Actinopteri, Centropomidae.